GAUUCGGCCUGCACUUUGGAACAUUCUUCGUUGUGGCCUGACGUGGUUGUCUGAGGGAAUUUCGUAGUUAUUGCGACCAUGCAGAAGUAAAAAAGCCACGACAGUCCAGAGGUCUGUCGUGAAUCGUCAUCUGAGAGAGGAAAAGCACACUAGACCAUUUUCUACUCCUCGUUUAAAUCAAGUGUUUUCUAGUAAGUACCAUGGACCAACUCUGGUGCAAACGGCCCAGGCGCGCUAUGCAGUAAGUUUUCAGCCAGCCACGAUGAGGUCGCCAAGACGUUAGUCACAAUACGAAAGCUAGAAGUGAUUUGGUCACAAGACACUCAACACAGGCUCCCUCGCAGCCAUAGACUUUAUACUUGCUCUCGCCAUUGUUGGCCAAGUUUGAUCAGCUCUUUCUUUUCCAAAUUGAAAAUCUUGGGCUUCCCUUUUCUUUUUUUUUUUUUUUUUUUUUUUUUGAGUCAGUUCCGUCACUUGCCUUCACCUCUCACCCGAUUCUUUUGCCAAGUCAACUUUCCCUUCUGUUACACAAAAUGCCUGAAGACGGUAGAAGCGGUGGAGAACAGUGGAUUCAGAAAAGAAAGGUCAAUAUUCGCAGCCAGGUUGGAGGCAUGUUUGUUGAUCUGAAGGGCGGAGGUGGAUGCUACCCUCCUGUUAUCUCAUUACCUGGGAGACCAAUCCAAAUCAGCAUUGGAUUAUAUUCUCUACCGAUUUGCCGGGCGAUUCUCGUGUUAUGAUCAAGAGUCCAGUGACCGGCGGCUACCUGUCUGCCAAUGGUAUGUAUCUUGCAAAGGGCCGACCUGAUAGUAGUAACACGGGAUUAAACCUAGGCCAUAAGCGACACGUUGAUUGCGAAACGGGCGACAUUUGGGACGAGAAGUUUCAAUGGUAUAUGGAAGGAGCGGAUAUCAACAACAUGACUGAAGAUCAAGUUGUCAGUUUUCGCUCUUGUAAAUAUCCCCAUCUCUACCUUGACCUUUUUGGGGGUAAAGGAGAGAGUGGACAACCCUUUAUCACGUUCGAGGCAAACUACCAUGAUAACCAGAAAUUUCGGCUCUGGUUCCGAUAAAGAUAUUAUUUGCAUAGUAUGUCAAAGGGGCUGACUUGCGUCCUGAGUAGCUGUAAUGCAAAUACCAGGCAUGAUCCCGGGGUUGUCCUCUAAUAGUACAAUAAAUAUGUAGUCUGCCCUAUGAACUAAAUUUUUAUGCCUCGCUACCUCGUUUUCUCUCCCGUCAGUGUCUCGAAUCCCUCUAUCACAGCUGCCCUGUCCUUCUGGCGUUCCGCCUCAUCACUAUUCUCAACAACAUCCCUCCCCUCAACCUUCCUCGCCUCCAUGAUACUCCUCCCCGUCUUCCUCUUCACCAGCGCCCUCGCACUCAUAUACGCCCCCUGGCUCGGCAACGCAAACAACCCAAUAGCCCCAGAACCAACCUUUGUCCCCAAAUUCAACAGUCCAAUACCAACACCCUUCGCCGCACCCGCAGCGCCCUCUUUCUUCGCCCCCCGCAUAGGCUCUAACACUAUACCGCCUAUUCCCUCAACCAUACCAUGUGCAAAGUUCUUUCCAGCUGCUAUACCGCCUGAUUUCCAAUCUGUCACGGCGCCGGGGUCGUAGGCUUUGCCGCCGUAGAGUUUGGGGGCGUUGCGCAUUCCUUCUGUUACGGCGUAGGGGAGGUCGAGAAGCAUGCCUUUGGAGUAGUGCUUGAAGAAACCGCCUACGCCUGAAGCUGAGCCCUUGACGGCUGCGAGGGCACCGUGUUGGGGAUCUUUAUCUUUGGUUGCUGUUGGUGCUGGGGGGAGGUCCAGGCCUGCUGGUCUGCCGAAGACAUCAUCCUCCGAGGGGCGUUUUGAUUGUUCACCUGAUCGAUCUUGACUUGCUGAUCUACUGCCGCUUGGGGUCACUGGUCGUAGAGCUUGGAUGGGCUUGACGACGAUGUCAGAGGCUGAUGUUACCAUGCCAACUCCCGUCGUGGCGAGCGUCGCAAGUGUCGCAGUCAACGGAUCCCAGCGUCGGUUCUCAAUAUGAACUGGUUGUGAUUGGUAACUGCAAAACGGUCAGCAAAUUCUUCCCAUGUUUGUCGCAGUGCAACAUACGCCUUGAGGUUAUUCCACGACACCUUCUCACUCUCGACUAAUAUCUCAGCAGCUACCUUGGACAGUUUUAUCUUCUUGCCCUUCCUGUCGUAAAGCCAUGUUGCAGAACGAUUGGGUAAGAGGUCACAUCGCAUUUUGUUGAGAGGUAGGUUCGCAUGGAAGGAUGCCACGGCUCGCCUUACACCAGCUUCGGAUGACAUCUUAUCGGCGAUUUGUCGUGCAGCUGUUGAAGCUUCAGGUGUUAAGCAGAACAGAAUAGCUUCAGCGAGGUUGCUGCUAUUCAAAGCUUUGAAGGGAAUGGGAGCUGGACCUGCACCACCAGCGUGGACCAUAUUUCCCCAAAACGGUUGACUAUCCACCAUGUCAGCACAAGCAGCGAAGCUGUAAAGACGACGACUUACUCUCCGAAGAAGGGAACAAUGGUAGUUGGCUUCGCGUUAAGAAGUCCGCAAGCCGUGGUGCCGGCUCCUCCGUGAUGAAUCACUGCAGUAACAUGCUGGAAUAGCCACUCGUGCGGACAGUCUCCCAGAAAGAAGACUUGAUCGCCACCAGCUGAAUCACCUCCAAGUUUACUCCAUCCUCGAGAAACAAUCGCUCGCGUCCCUGUAGCACGAACAGCAUCUAGAAUUGUCGCUGUCAACUUUUCGGGGUCGUCGAUUACAAUACUGCCAAAGCCGAUGUAUAUCGGUGGCGUACCACUGGCCAAGAACUGCUGCAAAGCUGGUUCGGGUUGAUAUUUUGGGGUGUCGCGGAAGAAGAAACCGCAGACAUCUGUCCCACCAAUUGUCAGCGAACGGUAAGUAACGGCAUGGAUCGAGGCAUACCAAUAUUCUCAGGCCAGUCGGCUGGCUUGGGGACCAAAGCAGGAGACCAGCAGUAUGUGACUGGAACGCCCAAAGUCUCCGUCAAACAAGGUCCUUCACUGAAAGGAAUUGGUUCCAGAUCAAUUGUGUCUCUCCACGCAUUAAUGAUAUCGCCGAGUCUGUUUGCGAUCAGCACACCGCCGUCCACCUUUAGGCAAUCCAUCCUCACUUACCCUUGCCAAGUCAUCCACUCAACCAAUGAAUACGACACAUAAUUCGCAGCUGUCGCCGACAUAUCACUCCCAUUGGCUUUGAGAUUCGCAAGUGGAUGACAGAAUUCUCUCGUGCUCGUCCACGGCAUCGUGAACAUCAGAUGUAACGGGAUACCAAGUGCUUGUGCACAAUGAAUAUGCGCAAAGCUAGGAGGAUUCGCGAUGAUUGCAUCUGCGACGAAGGGUCGUCCUGUAAGUUCAUCAGGCCCAAUACAAGAGCUCCAGCACUUAUGCAACAUUUCAUCCACCAUUUUGCGUUUUCGCUGGAUUUCGCCUCCACGUAGCGUCUUCAUGCUAGGGAAGAGCCCAGGGUUUUUGACCAUGUAGGCCAUCAGCCUUUACAAAGCCGUUAGCUCAACUGAUAUCGACAAUUAAGUCUGGAGGCACUUACUCAGCGGGAUCACCGCCGAUGGAAAAGAACUCAAGACCAGAAUCUCUCACAAAUUUAUCGAAUUGACCGUGUGACGCGAGUCGCACUCGGUGGCCAUGGCGCUGUAAUUCUGUACCCAGCGCGACGAAUGGCUGAACAUCGCCUCGACUGCCAACAACUUGAAUGACGAUGUUGAGACGGAUGCUCUUUUCGCUUGUCUCGGUGUAUGCAGGCGGUUGAUCCUGUCCAUAGGAAACAGGAGGUUUUCCUGAGGGAACUAGUUUCGACAGGCGCCGAGCUAUUCUUGAACUAAGAUCGAUGUCAAUUCGUCCAUCUUCACGGCUGGUUGUCGUGGCUUCUAAUUCUGCCAGCGCUUCGUAGGGCGGAAGUUCGUCUGGUAGUGGGGCGCUGUGCUCGCCAUUUGCUGGGAGCUCGAAAUAUCUCGUCUGUCGGUUGGACUGGUUGUCAUCUGGAGCCGGGGACAUGAUUGCUCAAAUGAAUUAAGGAUGAAGAUUGGAAGUAAUUAAGAAUAUUCUCAGCUGCCUGGCAGCGAGACGCCAUGUUAUAAGAAACCCGACCGCGAAACGACGCUAUCACCAAAUACGCGUAUUACGGGAAACACUCGUACACAAAAACCCGACUCAUGGAUGGCUCCAGCGCGGCUCAGAGCAAUCAACAACAAUGUUUCUCGGAUAAAAUGACAACUUUGGGAAAAGCUAAUAUACGAGAAAUGUUCAAAUAAAAUAUCCGUACUCAAUCGGAAGUGAAUCCCGUCGACCAGUGUCGAGUUGCGUGAGCCCAAGCUGCCAAAGUCUUAUGAGGCAGUGAGAACGGCGGGAUUGAAAUAUGGAGAUAAUGAAUACGCGUAAAGAAUGUCGUGCCCUUGACUCGGUUCCCGCCUCACGCUAGCCUUUAUCAGUCAUAGCCUCUUUUGUAGGGCUUGCGACACGGCUCACGUCUUACACCAUUUUUCAGCUUAGUUUAGGGUAGUCCAGACUACACUUGCAUCUCUGGACCAAGUCUAAGGUAGACCAAAUAUCACGAGGCUAUCAUCAAGGGUGGUUGACUUCAUCGAAUGCCAGCGACACAAAGUAGAUGUACGUCUUGGAGGUUUGACGUGAGAAAGAUGUCAGGUUACAGCCGUAUCUGUGAUCAAGGCACAUGAUAAAACAGCGGGGUUUGCUGGGAUCAUAUUUCAGAGCUUCGUUUCUCAUUCAUUGUUUAUCGUGUAUCUCAAAUUCUCAUUCAUCUUAAAAUGUUCUUUUUCCCGACACCCAUGUUACAGGCCAAACAUGGUCAAGAACGGAUUUCGAGCCAUCCACACGGACCAGGCUCCUUACUUCUCACCAUGUCCACGCCGAACACCAUUGCUCUUGAAGUACUUACGAUCCUUCCAAGCAAUAACGGCCGCCCAAAAGUUAACCAACCUUCGGAGUGUCAGCCAGUUCCUUGAUAAGGAUGAGAUAAAUUAACUUACGUAACAACCAGCGCCACCAGUCCAACCAAGAUGCCAAUCGCACAGUUGGCACCGAUGCAGAUUCGAGUAGCCAUGUUGAACGCCAAGCCCAUCACGACUGCCCAGAAGACGAUGUCCAUGGUGUUCAGAAUCGCGUUUGCCUUGAGGCUUCCGAACCUUUUGAACUUGUCGACCUUUUGUGUGAGGUAUUCGUAGGCUAGGAACGCGUACGUUUUGAGACUCUGCGAAAAUGUAAGUACUCUUCAAAAUUGUAGGAUAAUGAGAUGAUAGCCUACCAUUGUUAUGGCCAUGAUGUCUGAUCUGGUCAUCGGGAUACCUGAUGGUUUCGUCGCAACCUUGGCGAUACCGAGGAUGAAGGCGAUGGUGGUGGUUACGACUUGGAGAAUGAAGACUUUGUUCUUCCAGCUGUGGUCAAAGAAGCGGCUGUCGAAGAAGUCUCUGAUGCCCAUGUUUUCAGUUGUUUGAUUUAGAAGUAGAGAUUGAAUGGUAGAGUGCACGUGGCGAAAGGCGGGAGCAAGAUGUCGAAAAAAAAAAGAUUAAAACGACAAGAUUGAAAAGAAAUGUGUCAGUGAAAUCUGGGAUAUGAACAGAGGCGUUUGGUUAAGAUCUUUCUGGAUCUGAUGUUGAUAUAUAUAGGUUGAUUGUUGUUUUGAUAUGGGUCAAGCUCUAUACGCGUAUACGAUCUUGGCGUUUCGGGGUGAGCCGUACGCGGAGAAUUGCAGAUCAGAUCGCAGAUAAGCUCAGCCACCAGGCUUACAUGGAGU
Molecule: messenger RNA, 5780 nt
Organism: Fusarium verticillioides 7600
Lineage: Eukaryota; Fungi; Ascomycota; Sordariomycetes; Hypocreales; Nectriaceae
Exons: 3
Coding region: 641-1069 (142 amino acids)
Source: RefSeq, a predicted model, not a curated record